UCCAUUGGCCUGUGUGUGAGAGAUCGAUGACUGCAUGAUUUCACAGGGAACUCAAUUUUUGCAAGCUCACAGCGAAAACACCCCAAAAAUCGCGUUAGAAAUAAGUUGCCAACAUCACAAACGACUGGAACUCGCCUGGUGUUAAGCAGUCCUGUGCGUAAUAGUGAUUUGGGAAUCAUACUUGAUUACCGGCUGCGUGUUUGAUUUCGUACCGUUUCACCUGAUCAGGGUUGUUGAGGCCACGAACGCUGCCUAUUUGCUCACACCCACCCCUCGAACAUGACCUUCGUCUUAAAUGGUCCCAGUUACUGGCCGUAUAUCAGUUCGGAUAUCUUUUUAAGUUAUUGGAUAGUUGCCACGGGCGUGGUGGUGGUAUAUGAUUGGGUCUUGACACUGGGACAAGAGAUUGAACUCAUCUGGAGACAACGCUGGUCUCUCAUGACAGUGCUGUAUUUGAUUAUACGCUAUAUUGGAAUACCAUUUUCUGUUGUCUCUCUCCUGCGAUUUGCGCCCUGGGUAUCGCUGACAGAUGCAGUGAGCACUAUCAUGUUCUACACAACGAGUGCGACAAAUGUAGUCGUAGCUGCCAUGUUGGGCAUCGUCAUGAUUGCUCGGUUGCAUGCAAUGUAUCAGGGAUCUAGAGCGAUGCUUAUCUUCCUUGUUAUUAUGUUCCUAGCUAUAAACAUCCCCUGCGGAGUAAUUGCAGCAAUAGAACUCAACGAUACUGUACUAGAGGAAUUGAUACUCUCUGGCACGUAUAAGUGCUAUUAUGUAUAUGAAGUGGACGAGCAGCUUCUUUUUCCGAUGGUUUGGAUGCUCAACACUGUUUGGGAGGUCCUCGCACUGUGUCUUUCAGUUUGGGUUGCUGUGAAACACUUCCGUGACCUGCGACGACUCGGCCCUUCGACAGGAUUGACCAUCGGGGACUGUUUCAGAGUGCUGAUACAAUCUCACAUUCUUUAUUUUGCAAGGUGAGCUUGUGGUGUGAAUGCGGUUAUAUUUUGCUACUCAAGUUCCGCACAUGUUAGC
Messenger RNA from Suillus discolor, 1029 nucleotides. RefSeq lists its product as uncharacterized. NCBI's taxonomy places the organism in Eukaryota, Fungi, Basidiomycota, Agaricomycetes, Boletales, Suillaceae. The coding region runs from base 280 to 975 and encodes 231 amino acids. The record is from RefSeq and is a predicted model, not a curated record. The transcript has 12 exons.